Messenger RNA from Paralichthys olivaceus (Japanese flounder), 1649 nucleotides. It is a transcript of the gene nek12, whose product is annotated as NIMA-related kinase 12. The record is from RefSeq and is a predicted model, not a curated record. Gene Ontology annotation, molecular function: ATP binding; protein kinase activity. Gene Ontology annotation, biological process: protein phosphorylation. Lineage: Eukaryota; Metazoa; Chordata; Actinopteri; Pleuronectiformes; Paralichthyidae.
UAGAGCCCUUUAUAACCUCUACUAUGGUUUUACUUGUUUAAAAUGGAUUAUUAUUUGUUGGCUCCGGACAAAACAUGGAGCAGUAUGAGCAGGUCCUGUGUUUGGGCCGUGGAGGAGCAGCAGACGUGUUCCUGAUGAGGCAUGUGGAGCGGAAGAGCCUGCAUGCAGUGAAGAGGGUGAAAGUGGAGGAGACAAGGGCGGCAAAAACCCAGAGGGCUGUUCUCCAAGAGGCUGAGAUCAUCAGGAAGCUGGAGCACCCUCACAUAGUGACAUGCAGCGAUGCCUUUGUGAGCUCUGACGGUGGAUUCUUUUACAUUGUAAUGACUUACUGUGAUGGUGGGACAUUAGACGACAAAGUAAAAGAAAGGAAACCAGGGGAGUUUUUCACAGAGGACACUGUGAUUGGGUGGUUUGUGCAGGUGACUACGGCUGUAAAUUUUAUACACAUGGCUAAAAUACUACACAGGGACAUCAAAACCUCAAAUGUACUGCUCACAAAGCAAGGUGUGGUAAAGUUAGGGGACUUUGGGAUAUCCAGAGUACUGAACAACACAGCCGAUCUGGCCUCCACAUGUGUCGGGACGCCCAACUACCUCAGUCCUGAGCUCUGUCAGGAUGUCCCGUACAGCUCCAAGUCCGAUAUCUGGGCUCUCGGCUGUCUGCUGUACGAGCUCUGUGCUCUCAGGUCUCCGUUUGCAGCCUCAAACCUCAUGAGUCUGUUAUACAAGAUCACCAGAGGGGAGUAUGAACCCGUGCCUGACGUGUUCUCAGACAACAUCUCCUCUUUGAUAAAAAGAAUGCUCAGCCUCGACCCAGAAAACAGGCCGAGUGCAGCCUGUGUGCUUAGCAUCGCCUAUGUGCAGGACCACCAAGAGAACAUGAAAGACACAGAGACGGACUCUGCUCCUGUGACUCAGACUAAAGGGAAGAGCUGUGACAUUAAUACAGAAGGAAAACACUCCUCACUCGGGUCACAGGUCCUCAGUCAAUCAUUCUUAUGGGAAGAGAAAGAAGACACUAUCAGUGAUGAGGAGGAGGAUUGUGAUGAAUUGUGUGUCGAAGGACAGAACCACUGUGACUGCCACUAUCCUGAGGACUUUGAUGAAGAUGACAGUUUGUCCUCUGUAGAAGACUGCAGUGGAGACUCAGGGUCUCUGAUGAGGAGCGAUUCUGCUGAGCCCACUGUCUUUCAGGAGGUUCCUGAAAUUUCAGAACAAGGUGACUAUCCAGAUGACUUUGAGGAAGAUGAGGAGAGGGAAGAUCUUGGGGAUGAAGCAAACCCAGCCCACACUGGUGCUCAUCAGCAGCCACAUAAUGAUGGAGUGGAUGAGUUUCAGCUCUGUGAUGCUGGAGGACUGACCAUUACACUGAAAGCACUGAAGGAAACUGGCUGAAAACACUGAAGCGCCAUCUGAAAUAUAGAGAAACAGGAAAUACAUUGGGCUUUCUAUGUUGGAGGCAUUUUACUACGUGCCUGAAGUUUUACUGCUAAUUGAUGCUCAGUGAUCAGUGACGGAAAUAUUCCUGAAAGCUGUUUAUCUCUUGCAUCAUGAGAAAAGAUGUAAUGGCAGCAUAAGUUACUAGUUUUUGCAACCACAAGGAUAUAAAAUAUAAUUUAUUGAUUACCAGGGCAUCAAAAUAUUUAAUUG